Molecule: messenger RNA, 829 nt
Organism: Nanorana parkeri
Lineage: Eukaryota; Metazoa; Chordata; Amphibia; Anura; Dicroglossidae
Product: coiled-coil domain-containing protein 149-like
Exons: 2
Coding region: 33-611 (192 amino acids)
Source: RefSeq, a predicted model, not a curated record
CAAUAACGAACCCACAGCGUCCAAAGUCACCAAUGAUCACGUUUACGGACGUGCCUUGCCAUAAACCUCUAACUUAUGAAGCACACAGGCAACAAAGUAUUCACAAACGCUGUAGUGAUUUGAGCACACAAGCCAACAAUGAGACCACACAACCACUGGAAAAUUCCCAAGAUCCGCUUGGUAAUUCUUAUGAAAACAUGUAUCUUCAUCCUUUAAUCCCUCUAUUGUGCUCCGAGAAGGAAGAACUGGAGAAGAGAGGGAAGGAGAUAAUUGAACUAACUGAAGAACUGGCAGCAGUUGAGCUGGAAGAUAACCACCUUAUAAGUUCAGUUGGAGGACACAGUGUUGCAGAUGUGGCACCCCCUCUUGAAAGCUUUGAGCCUCCAUUGUCCAGCCCAGUACCCACUGACCAAUUGGAAGCAGAUGUUUUAUCUGCUGAAAGCUUAGAUGAAUCACAAGACUCUGUUGAUGGAAGCUUAGACAGUGCCGGUCUCCAAAACUGUGUGGACACAAAAGAGCGACUGUUGGAGUCCUCUGUGACAGAGGAGUCAUUAAAACCUGUUGGUAGUGAUGAAAGUGUUGGAAAAGGAGUAGACGAGAAUGGAUCAUGACCAAAUGCCCUCCGUUUCCAAAGAUGUGUCUUGCUUUGUUUAAACAAUGUUGGUUUUAUUUAUUUGAAAAUUCUUUCUAAAGUUGAACUCAUUUUUAUAGUCCAUCGUUAAGACUACUAAACCUAAAACACAAGUUACCCCCGUUACCAGACAUGCAUGUAAACAUUUGGGGAGAUUACCAGUUAAGAAGAUACUGGCUCUAUAUUGCUAUAAACACA